AUGAUUGCAGAAAUUUUGUUAGGUACAGCAUUAACGGCAUCAAUAGCAGCCCUUUCAUUCGUUAGCUUCAAAUUGUACAUCAAAUUAACCACUGGAAUUUGUCAGAGUCAAGUGUGCCUUGCAGGAAAAACUGCCAUUGUUACAGGAGCUAACACAGGAAUUGGUUAUGAAACAGCUUUAGACUUUGCAAAAAGAGGUGCCAGGGUAAUCUUGGCCUGUAGAGAUGAAACCAAAGCAAAGGAAGCUGUUGAUACUAUUAUCACUGAGACCCACAAUAAGAAUGUUGUUUACAGACUUGUUGAUUUAACAAGUUUUAACUCCGUUCGAAGGUUUGCCAAUGAUAUAAAUAAUAAUGAAGCAAGACUGGACAUCUUAGUAAACAAUGCAGGAGCUGGCAGGUUGGGUAAUAAAGUGACUGAAGAUGGCAUCUCAAUUCUUAUGCAGACCAACUAUUUUUCACACUUUUUACUCACUUAUUUGUUAAUAGAUCUAAUGAAGAAACAUCCAAGUAGAAUUGUUAAUGUAUCUGCCAUUGGGGCCAAACUAGGGCACAUAGAUUUUCAUAAACUUACAUCAUUUACAACAGAAGCUAAUCAGUACAUUACAUCAAAACUGUGCCAAAUAUUGUUUACCAUAGAGCUGGCUUCUAGGUUUCAAGGGACCAACAUAACAGCCUAUUCGUUACACCCUGGGGUUAUAAAGACAGAGAUAUUUAGGAAUAUUAGUCCAGUAUUUAGGUGGAUUAUUUUGUUUUUAAUCGAUACAUUCUUUAAGACUGCAUCAGAAGGAGCACAAACCCAAAUAUACUGUGCCAUAGCAAACGGGCUAGAAAAGCAUAAUGGCCAACAUUUUCAUGAUUGUAAAAUGGUGUCCAGGUACAAGAGUGCAAUUGAGCCAGGCUUGUCUAAGAAACUGUGGGAAGAAAGUGAAAGGAUUUGUAAAGUACAAGGAAUAGACACUAUUUAG
Diabrotica balteata is the source of this 966-nucleotide messenger RNA. The record is from the annotation of a GenBank genome assembly. Lineage: Eukaryota; Metazoa; Arthropoda; Insecta; Coleoptera; Chrysomelidae.